AUGACGGCGGAAAAUAACUCAAAUAUGUUAAAUUUUCUGCUUUUUGGGUUUGUGACGGCCAUCGCUUUCUACUCGGGUACCCAAUUCAACAAACCUUCCGAGUCAACUGAGCACGUCAGCCACGCCAGUUUGUAUACAACAAAGAAAUUCGAUGAUGGAGCCAAAGAAUACUCGAUUAUGCUCAUCACCGACUUGGAUCAUGAGAGUAGAGACGGAAAGAAGUGGAGAAGUUUGGUUUCACGUGGAUUUUUGAAGAUUUCUGCUGACCACAAGCAUGCUGACAUCCACUUCGACAAAGAUUCGGAGUAUUUUGUUGACACAAACAUUGCCGCCGGUGGUCGUGCUAUGGAAAUGUCCGACCUUGCUGUCUUCAACGGUAAACUGUACUCGAUCGACGACAGAACUGGUCUUAUUUAUCAAAUUAGUGACAAAAAGGCGAUUCCAUGGGUUCUUCUGAACGACGGACCAGGAAACGUUAUCAAGGGAUUGAAGGGAGAGUGGAUGACAGUAAAAGAUACUGAAUUGAUUGUCGGAGGACUGGGAAAAGAAUGGACAACUACUGACGGAGAAUAUGUAAACGAUCAUCCAAUGUGGGUGAAACAUGUCUCUGCUGCUGGAGCCGUCCAUCAUGUCAACUGGAAGGACGUUUUCAUCCGUGUCCGUAGAGCCGCCGGUAUCGAGUACCCAGGGUACAUGAUCCAUGAAGCUGUCCAAUGGUCCCCAAUCCACAGAAAAUGGUUCUUCCUUCCAAGAAGAAUGUCGAAUGAGAAGUACUCCGAGGCAGAGGAUGAGAACAGAGGGACAAAUGUGUUGAUCAUCGGAAAUGAGGGUCUGACUGACUUCGAGGUUGUCAGAGUUGGAGAAGAGAAUAACAAAGCAAGAGGAUUUUCUGCUUUCCAAUUUGUUCCAAACACCCAUCAUCAACUCAUUGUUGCUCUUAAGUCAGAAGAGAAGGACGGAAAGCCAAUCGCCAGUUACGCAUGUGUCUUUGAUAUCCAUGGAAACGUUAUCCUCGACGAGUACCUUCUCCACGGACCAUACAAAUACGAGGGAAUCGCUUUCGCUUGA
Messenger RNA from Caenorhabditis remanei, 1068 nucleotides. RefSeq lists its product as uncharacterized. Gene Ontology annotation, molecular function: calcium ion binding; GDP phosphatase activity; UDP phosphatase activity. The record is from RefSeq and is a predicted model, not a curated record. The transcript has 6 exons. Lineage: Eukaryota; Metazoa; Nematoda; Chromadorea; Rhabditida; Rhabditidae. Gene Ontology annotation, biological process: proteoglycan biosynthetic process. Bases 1 to 1068 code for a protein of 355 amino acids.